AUGAAGAUUGUUUGUUUAGGAGCUGGUUGUGAUGUAGGAAGAAGUUGUAUACUUCUUAAAAUUGGUAACAAAAGAGUUAUGUUAGAUUGUGGUAUACAUAUGGGUUAUGAAGAUGAACAAAAAUUUCCUGAUUUUUCUUUUAUUGCAAAUGGAAAUAGUUUAACAGAAUACAUUGAUUGUGUUCUUAUAUCUCAUUUUCAUACAGAUCACUCUGCAGCCUUACCAUAUAUGACAGAGGUAAUUGGAUAUGAUGGACCUAUUUAUAUGACACAACCAACAAAAGCCAUCUCAGCAGUUCUUUUGGAAGAUUUUCGUAAAAUUACAACACAACAAAGGGGUGAAAAAAGUUUUUUUACAUCAGAAAUGAUAAAAAGUUGCCUGAAGAAGGUUCAUGUAAUAGAGUUACAUGAAAUUGUUCAUGUUGAUGAAGAUUUAACAAUUCAAGCAUUUUAUGCUGGUCAUGUUAUUGGUGCUGUAAUGUUUUUAAUAAAAGUUGGAAAUGAGUCAGUUUUAUACACGGGUGAUUAUAAUAUGACUCCUGAUCGUCAUUUAGGUGCUGCAAAAGUUCCAUACUCUCUUAAACCAACACUUUUAAUUUCUGAAAGUACAUAUGCCUCAACUAUAAGAACAUCCAAAAGAGCUAGAGAACGGGAUUUUUUAAAUAAAGUACAUAAUUGUAUAAACAAUGGAGGAAAAGUUUUGAUUCCAUGUUUUGCUCUAGGUCGUGUACAAGAAUUAUGUAUUUUGCUAGAUUCUUACUGGGAAAGGAUGAAUCUUAAAAUUCCAAUGUAUUUUUCACAAGGAUUAGCCUACCGAGCAACUGAAUAUUAUAGAUUAUUUGUUAAUUGGACAAAUGAAAAAGUUAAAAAUACUUUUGUUGAAAGGAAUAUGUUUGAAUUUAAACAUAUUUUACCUUUUAGAAUAGAACUUGCUGAUGAUCCUGGUCCAAUGGUUGUAUUCUCAACACCUGGUAUGCUUCAUAGUGGACAAAGUUUAAAAGUAUUUCAAAAAUGGUGUGGUGAUGAGAAAAAUAUGAUAAUAAUGCCUGGUUAUUGUACACCUGGAACUGUAGGUCAUAAAGUUAUAAAUGGAAUAAAGAAAAUUGAAAUUGAAGGAAAAAUUGCUCAUGCUGAUGCUAAAGGUAUUAUGCAACUUAUAGAAAAUGUAGAACCUAGGAAUGUAAUGCUUGUUCAUGGUGAGGCAGAGAAAAUGAAAUUUUUAAAAAAGAAAAUUACUGAAGAGUUUAAUAUUAAUGUUUAUAUGCCUGAAAAUGGAGAAAAACUUGUAAUAAAACCAAGAAAUGAGAUUGCAUUAAAAAUUCCUUAUGAAAUUAUACAAGAAUGUAUUGAGAAAACACCUGAUAUAUCAAAAAAAAAUUGUGAAUUUAGAGCUGUUUUGGAGGUUCAACCAAAGACAAAUAAAAUUUUAAAUGUAAUGAGUGAAAAUGAAGCAGCAAGAACAUUGGGACUUGAUGUUCAUGGAGUUUACUUGAGUGCUUUUUCAGAUGUCUCUGAACGCCUGAAACCCGUAAAAUGGAAUGUUAUAGCAGAAAUAUUACAAGAAAUUGAUUCCUCCCCAAUUGUUAUGGAUGAUGGGGUUGAUUUAUUUAAUGGAGAAAUUUCUGUGUUACUGUGUGAAAAAGAUGAAGACAAAUUUGAAAUUAUAUAUGAUAAUUUAAGAAGUGACUGGGUACCACAUAUAACAAAUAGACUAUCAUGUUAA
Messenger RNA from Strongyloides ratti, 1722 nucleotides. RefSeq names its product Integrator complex subunit 11. Gene Ontology annotation, biological process: snRNA processing. NCBI's taxonomy places the organism in Eukaryota, Metazoa, Nematoda, Chromadorea, Rhabditida, Strongyloididae. Gene Ontology annotation, cellular component: nucleus. The coding region runs from base 1 to 1722 and encodes 573 amino acids. The transcript has 3 exons. The record is from RefSeq and is a predicted model, not a curated record.